Desarmillaria tabescens is the source of this 943-nucleotide messenger RNA. RefSeq lists its product as uncharacterized. Bases 58 to 822 code for a protein of 254 amino acids. The record is from RefSeq and is a predicted model, not a curated record. NCBI's taxonomy places the organism in Eukaryota, Fungi, Basidiomycota, Agaricomycetes, Agaricales, Physalacriaceae. The transcript has 3 exons.
AUUACACGGCACGGUGUCUUCAGGCACGCCAUAAUAAUUGUAGCCGGAUUCUGGUUGAUGUCCCUGAGAGUAGGGUCAGGAGAGGACGCAACGCGGCGUUGUUGGGAUAUUUCUCUCUUCUUCCUACUUGCAGGCUCCGGCUAUAAAAGCCAUCAAGAUGCAGCCCAACCUCCAUCGCCUUUAUCCCUUGCUGUACCUAGCAGCUCAUCUCCAAUGUCUUCUACAGCGAUUAGGGGACAAUGCACUGAGCACACGGACAACGUCUUCUGUCUGUGUUUACGUUUCACUCCUCAUCGAGAUCCAUCGCACUGGCUUACUCUAGAUCAGUCCCGCUGCAUGUGCGGCCAUGGCAUUCACGCCCAUGCCGACUACGUCUCCCUCAUUGUUCACAAUUGUCGUCCCACCCACUGUGUGGCCUACGUUCAGAAGACGCCCAAGACACAGGAAUGUACAUGUUCGGCGCUUCUUUUUGAUCAUGUCCCUGUCGUCAAUGCGUAUCGUUCACCUGUGGCUGUCUCGUACAACCAAGGAUCCUUCGUAGGUGGCGACCAGAGCAUCGUAUCCCCAACCUACACUAUGAAUGCACCCAGCUCUUUAAACGAUGCGAAUCCAGUCACCCUCAUUCCUAUGAUUUCCUCACCAGAUACCAACGCUCCCUCGCGUAUCAUUCAGUCAGAAGCUGACAUCUUUGCCACUCAUCAGCUUGAUGGACAUGAUAUGCAAGAUGGCGAGGCGCCAAACGGAACUUUUGAUUACUAUCCGAAUACCCAUUAUCCCGCGACACCUGGAGCAGAAGCAUGGGUAGGACCUUACAGCGCCUAGCUAUCAAAAAUUCCCAUUAUGCAACCUGUUAGUUUUCCAGCUCUGUACGACGUACUGCGAUAUCGCCGCUGAAUUUUAUAUCUAUAACUGCCUGUCCAACCGUUAUCUUCAUCUCUUGUCG